Messenger RNA from Quercus lobata, 1692 nucleotides. Its product is annotated as organic cation/carnitine transporter 3-like. The transcript has a single exon. Lineage: Eukaryota; Viridiplantae; Streptophyta; Magnoliopsida; Fagales; Fagaceae. Bases 30 to 1604 code for a protein of 524 amino acids. Gene Ontology annotation, cellular component: membrane. Gene Ontology annotation, biological process: transmembrane transport. Gene Ontology annotation, molecular function: transmembrane transporter activity. The record is from RefSeq and is a predicted model, not a curated record.
AUUCUGCCUUUUCAUAAACAUAGUUCCAAAUGGCCGAUUCAACACCACUUCUCUCCCAACCCAAUUCCGCCGAGUCACAAAGCACCACCCCACCUCUAGAGAAACACCGUCCAUCCCUUGAUUCCUCCAUUGAACAGUGUAUAGGAGUAUUUGGGUGGGCCCAAUUCUUCCAAACUCUACUUGUAUCCUUGGCAUGGCUAUUUGAUGCACAACAAACAUUCAUUAGUGUCUUCACUGAUGCAUACCCAACAUGGCACUGUACUACUCAUCAACAUGGUUGCGACUCCGUCUCCAACAUUUGCUAUCUUCCAAAAAAUUCAUGGGCAUGGGAUUGGCCUUCCUAUACAUCAAUCAUAUCAGAAUGGAAGUUAGAAUGUUCUUCUUCCAUUAUCACUGGCUUGCCUGCAUCAUCUUUCUUCAUGGGUUGCCUAGUGGGUGGAUUCGUUCUUGCUACACUUGCUGAUUCCUCACUUGGUCGCAAAAACAUGAUCUUUCUUUCAUGCCUAACCAUGUCCCUAUCUUCUUUGCUUACUGUCUUCUCCACCAACAUAUGGGUUUACUCGGCUUUAAGAUUGGUUUGUGGGUUUGGCCGUGCAACAAUUGGAACUUCUGCACUUGUGUUAACAGCUGAGCUUGUGGGUAAAAGGUGGCGAGGCCAAGUGGGUGUGAUAGGGUUCUUUUGUUUCACAAUUGGGUUCUUAUCACUACCUGCUAUAGCUUAUUUGAAUAGAGGUUCAUCUUGGAGAUCUCUUUAUUUAUGGACUUCUAUCCCAGGAAUCUUUUAUUCUAUGCUGGUUCACUUCUUUGUUCGCGAGUCUCCUAGAUGGCUCUUUGUGCGUGGACGAAAAGAGGAAGCAGUUGCCACGUUGAAAAGCAUUGCAACACCUAGCCAUAGUAGUUGUUUAACUUGGAGCUUCUCUGAGGUUUCGUUUCAGGAAGAAAGAUGGAAUAAUGGGAAUGUUUUCUCGACUAUAAAGAUGUUGGUGCAGAAAAGAUGGGCUUUCCGAAGGUUGUUACCGGUUUUGGUGAUAGGUUUUGGGGUUGGAAUGGUGUACUAUGGCAUGCCGUUAGGCCUAGGAAACUUAUCAUUCAAUCUCUACUUGAGUGUGACAUUAAAUGCCUUAGCUGAGAUACCAUCUUCAUUGAUCACUAUGUUGCUUAUAGGUAAGUUGAACAGAAAAUUUUCUGUGCUUGCUUUCACUACUCUUAGUGGGAUUUUCAGUAUUAUGUGUGCUUUGAAAGGUGAGGUGUGGACAAGAUUGCAGAUUGGACUUGAGCUAGUAUCCUUCUUCAGUGCUUGUACCGCUUUCGAUAUAUUACUCAUAUUCACAAUAGAGUUAUUCCCUACUUCUGUGAGGAACACAGCUGCUUCGUUGGUGAGACAAGCAGUUGUGUUUGGUGGUGUGUUUGGUCCGAUCCUAGUGGCUGCUGAUAGAAGAGAUGGAAUUUCAUCCUAUGGGGUGUUUGGGUUGGUGAUAGGCUGUUGUGGGCUGUUUGCAGUUUGUUUACCAGAGACAAGAGGUAGAGCACUUUGUGAUACAAUGGACGAGGAAGAACACAAAGAGAAGGCAAUUUGUGACGGUGAAGGUGAUGUCUUGGCUUAAUUAGCUUUUGGUUUGCUCAAAUUAUGUAAAAACUGUGUGCAGUGAUUGGUCAAGAAUCUUUAAAAUAAACAACAUUUAUCUUUCAUAA